AUUGGCGCUUAUUUUAGUUGUGCUAUGCAGUUGUCUUUCAUUUUCUUCCUCCUCUCCUACAUCAUAUUUGCAUUUAUAGCAAACUUCUCUCUCUGUUUUACCUACUCUCCACGUCCUCAUCACUACCCACGAUAAUAAAAAAAUGAAACUAACUGGCAUAUUUGACAUUAGCAUCAAGACCGAUGCCCAAUUUCUUCGCCCACCACUCCUUAUCCCGAACAAUUUCUUAGUUUUAUUGGUUCUACUUGUAGUGAACGCGAAUAAUGGGCAAUCGAUUGGUUUGCAUGUCAAAGAAGGAUGUGAGAGCGAACGGGUCAAGGAGCAGGAAAGAGGGUCGGUCGCAGUCGCAGAGGAAGUCACUGUCCGAGAAAGAGUUGUUGCAUAAGCAAGCACUGUCUAUGGUACUUCAGCAGCAUCAAUUGUCGCAAAGGUUUGAAGGAUCCAUGUCUCGCAGAAUUGGGUCGACCAGUUCUCGUAGGCGUACGUUUUCCGAUCAAUUCUCAAGUGGGAAGCAGGUACCAGACUGUCUCGAGAACAUCAGCAUAAAAAAAAUUGUUUUGAUACAUGGAGAAGGAUUUGGGGCAUGGUGUUGGUAUAAAACUAUUGCUCUUCUGGAAGAAGUAGGAUUGAGUGCAACUGCACUUGAUCUCACAGGUUCUGGUAUUGAUCUUACUGAUACAAAUGUCAUUAGUACACUGGCAGAGUAUUCUAAGCCAUUGAUUGAUUACAUUGAGAGCCUUCCUCAGGAUGAAAAGGUUAUUCUGGUCGGUCACAGUGGUGGAGGUGCUUGUGUUUCUUAUGCAUUAGAGAAUUUUCCUCAAAGGAUAUCAAAAGCAGUUUUCCUCUGUGCUACGAUGGUAUCUGAUGGGCAGAGGCCUUUUGACGCAUUUGCUGAAGAGCUUGGUUCUGCAGAGAUUUUUCUGAAAGACUCGAUGUUUUUGAUAUAUGGAAAUGGAAAGGACAAACCUGCUACUGGAUUUAUGUUGGAUAAAGAACAAAUGAAAGGACUGUAUUUCAAUCAAUCUCCUGUAAAGGAUGUUGCUUUGGCUAUGGUCUCCAUGAGACCAAUCCCACUUGGCCCAAUGAUGGAGAAGCUGUCAUUGUCUCCUAAAAACUAUGGAAGCAGUCGGCGUUUCUUCAUUCAGACAUUGGAUGAUCGGGCACUUUCUCCAGAUGUCCAAGAAAAGCUGGUGCGGGAAAACCCACCAGAGAGAGUGUUGAAAAUAAAAGGCAGCGACCAUUGCCCUUUCUUCUCAAAGCCACAGUCACUGCACAAAAUUUUGGUGGAGAUUGCACAAAUUCCUUGAACGACAUAUUGACUUGACAAGUCAAACAAACCCCCUUUAGUUUUCUCCCCUUUUCCCGUUGAGAGUAGUUUGAUUAUUUACAUGGCUCGGGUGGCCAUGGCUGUAUGUAUUAUUUAUUCUGUUUGUGCCAGGUUACCGGAUGUUUCUGCUUUUUCCAACUUGAUAAGUUAAUUAUUUAUUGGUAAGCAA
This is a messenger RNA of Momordica charantia (bitter melon), 1496 nucleotides long. Its product is annotated as putative methylesterase 12, chloroplastic. Gene Ontology annotation, biological process: jasmonic acid metabolic process; salicylic acid metabolic process. Lineage: Eukaryota; Viridiplantae; Streptophyta; Magnoliopsida; Cucurbitales; Cucurbitaceae. Gene Ontology annotation, molecular function: methyl salicylate esterase activity; methyl indole-3-acetate esterase activity; methyl jasmonate esterase activity. The record is from RefSeq and is a predicted model, not a curated record.